GCUAUGGAACACCCGCUCUUUGGCUGCCUGCGCAGCCCUCACGCCACCGCGCAAGGCUUGCACCCGUUCUCCCAGUCCUCUCUCGCCCUCCAUGGAAGAUCUGACCAUAUGUCCUACCCUGAGCUCUCCACUUCUUCCUCGUCUUGCAUAAUCGCGGGAUACCCCAACGAGGAGGGCAUGUUUGCCAGCCAGCAUCACAGGGGGCACCACCACCACCAUCACCAUCACCACCAUCACCACCAGCAGCAGCAGCACCAAGCUCUGCAAACCAACUGGCACCUCCCGCAGAUGUCCUCCCCCCCGAGUGCGGCUCGGCACAGCCUCUGCCUCCAGCCGGACUCGGGAGGGCCCCCGGAGCUGGGAAGCAGUCCACCGGUCCUGUGUUCCAACUCUUCCAGCUUGGGCUCCAGCACCCCGACCGGGGCCGCGUGCCCGCCAGGGGACUACGGCCGUCAGGCGUUGUCACCCGCGGAGGCGGAGAAGAGAAGCGGGGGCAAGAGGAAAAGCGAUAGCUCAGACUCCCAGGAAGGAAAUUACAAGUCAGAAGUCAAUAGCAAACCCAGGAAGGAAAGGACAGCUUUUACUAAAGAGCAAAUCAGAGAACUUGAAGCAGAAUUUGCCCAUCAUAAUUAUCUGACCAGACUGAGGCGAUAUGAAAUAGCAGUGAACUUGGAUCUCACUGAAAGACAGGUGAAAGUCUGGUUCCAAAACAGGCGAAUGAAGUGGAAGAGAGUAAAAGGAGGACAGCAAGGAGCUGCGGCUCGAGAAAAGGAACUGGUGAAUGUGAAAAAGGGGACACUUCUCCCUUCAGAGCUCUCGGGAAUUGGUGCAGCCACUCUCCAGCAAACAGGGGACUCUCUAGCAAAUGAAGACAGCCAUGACAGUGAUCACAGCUCAGAGCACGCACACUUGUGA
Sus scrofa (pig) is the source of this 915-nucleotide messenger RNA. RefSeq names its product mesenchyme homeobox 2 (gene MEOX2). The record is from RefSeq and is marked provisional. NCBI's taxonomy places the organism in Eukaryota, Metazoa, Chordata, Mammalia, Artiodactyla, Suidae. Gene Ontology annotation, molecular function: DNA-binding transcription factor activity, RNA polymerase II-specific; RNA polymerase II cis-regulatory region sequence-specific DNA binding. Gene Ontology annotation, biological process: positive regulation of transcription by RNA polymerase II; somite development. Gene Ontology annotation, cellular component: nucleus.